AUGGAGGAUCGCCGGCGCCUCGCAGCGCCCGAGUUGACCCAAUGGGUCAAAAAAAUAAAAAAUAAGAUGACGAGCCUGCCGCCGAUGGGGGACUUCCAAGACCCUCGGGCGGACUUCCGCCACGGUUUCGUUCUGCGCCUCCGGCUCUCUCGCCGCGAGCGAGAGAUGUUGGAGGUUGCAGCAGCCGACGAGGACGGCCCUCCCUCUCCUCUCCCCGCCGCCGGCCAGCCCGGGCUGGCAAAGCAGGUCGCUGUCCUGCUCUUCCUCCGGUGGUCGUUCGCCCACCACACCCUCCGAGAGCUGCUCUCCCAGCUGGGGGAGGCGGAGACCGACUCGGCCAGCGAGUCAAGCGAGUUCGGCGACGGGACCAACUCGGAAACGUCGUGGGGCUGGCACCCCGCCGCCAAAAAGAGCGCGGCCGAGAAGGAGCACCAGUCGGCCCUCCUCAAGUCGUUUGCCGUCGGGCUCGCCACCCGACUCGAUUACGCCCUCCCCUUCGACGCUCGCAGAGAGCGGGUGAAGGAGCUGCUCUCCGACCCGGAGAACGUGGAGUUCUGGGAUAACUACCAGAACUGCCACGGGUCCAUGGCCAGAGAGCUGGACAACGACAACCCGGAGAAGUUCGCCGUCGCUCCCAUCCCGGAGGACGAAAAGAUUUGGCUCGGCCUUGCCAACAAGGUCAUCAAGACGCACCAUGUCAUGUGUAGGUGGCCUGGUGUCCACGAAGCCGCGGCAUUUGCCGCCCAGGCGCUCGGAAUCCGUGGCAUGGGCCCGGAGUACCCCUUCAUCGGCACCUGGUUCAAGCGGUACCUGACUGCCAUCUCCCAAGCGACGGCGCACAAGGGUAGACCCAAUAUCUACGCCUAUUGGAUUUGCAACGGCACUGGGCAGUUCAAUCCCCAGUUAAUCAGGAACCUUGGAGAAUUCCGUUGCUCUGCCGAUUACCCCGAGUACGAAGAGGAUUGGGUGCAGACCGUCUAUGCCUCCGUUGACGCUGCCGAUGUUUGGGAUGUCUGGACACUUUUGCGCAUGAUCCAGUGCGAGUCAGCUUCCCGAGAAAUCACGGCCUCGGAACUCAGACUCCUGCGCGCGGCACAAUACCAAGCAGGGCCCCCUGACCUCAAGAAGGAAUGCUCUCCUGCCAUCCUCGAUCUUAAGGAAUAUGUGGACAUUGCCCGCUACAACUCUCCCGAGUACCAACUUCGGCCUGUCACAUCCAAGACCACAAUCACGGAGCUCCUCGAGAAAGCCGGCCUCGAUACCACCGGCAACUGGGAUCUUCUGGCCCUGACGGCAACAAAGCAAGCCAAAUCAUUUUCCGGCCAGUUAUGGAGCCUGGGAGGUCAUUACCGCCAUGUCUUUUAUCUCACUGACGACGUGACAUCCCACUACCUUGGCAAUAACCGUGACCUGCUUGGUCUCAACAUCCCCUGCAAAUGCAAUGGAUGCGACUGUCCUGGCUAUCAGAACAAGAGACCAGGCCGAGAUACCAAGAGCAAGACCAGGGUCGACUUCUGGAUGGAGAGGAUCGAGCUCUCUCACCACACCGCACAUUGCAAAUCUCACCAUGGAGGAGAUGGCCAGAUCGUGUUCGCCCGCCGCAAGUUGGAUCCCGCUUUACUACACAGGAUUCUGGAACGCUACUGGAUUGACUGGAACGAUUGCAUGCUCAUCUUUGGCCGGGGUGACGACGGUCGAGGCAACCUCAUUGACGGCAAAACCCUCUAUCUGCUUGAGACCCUCCCCGGCAUGAAACUUCGCGGCUUAAAGCGAAAGACAACAGACGAAGCCCGCGGUCUUGCCUCGGCUUGCCUCUAUCUCAACCUCAAGCUUGAUCACCAGUACGAGGGCACCGAGGGCCGCAACCUGCUGAAGAGCAUCAUGCGGGAACGGUACCACCCUCGGUUCAGCGACUUCACAUGCCUGAUCCAACGCCGUGACGCUGGCAUCAACUGGGAUGAUGCUGCUUUUUUCAGCUGUGGUCGCUACGGCUCAACCUACGGGGUACCCUGGAGCGUCGGGAGGCGGUACGACCAGUUCGGAAAUGUCUGUUACAACAGAUACGAGACUGGCAUCGCCCUGAUCAGGAUCAUUGCCAAUUCUGAUGGAGAAUCCCGAAUCGCGAGGGACAACAUGUUUUGCAACCGUCUCGAGUCCUUUUACGAUUACGUCGCCGGCAACCGCUUCAAGAACGUUGUCCACUUCUACGGUUUUAUGUCAGUACCCGUCAAGACCAUCCCCAGCACAGGGAGCAACCGACCGGCUCCGUACAAACCCGAAGCGGCUGUCCCCGGAGACCGGGCCUUUGCGUUUGUGUUUGAGCACACCAAGGGUCCUCUUCUCGACUUCAUUGAAGACAUGGUCGACGACUGCUUGGAGAGGGAGACUUGGCUCGCCAUCUUCAACUUUCUUCACGAAAUUGGCACCACCCUGCGCGAUAUGCACGCCACCAUCGGGCCGUACCGGUACGUUUACCUCCCCAUCUCCCAAUCUUCACCAUCCAUCCCCUGUUUGACAACCAUUCAACCCUCCCCUACCCUUUCCCACCCUCAACGCUCCCAACCCUCCCCUACCCCCUCCCACCCUCCAACAACCCCUUCAAGAACCCACGCACUAACCCUCCCCCUCCCAAAACACCCAGAUCCCUCAACCCCGCCCAAGAUCCUCCUCCGCCCCAAACGCUCCCGCCUCCGCGCCGCCGACUUCAACAUCCCGCACCUGCACGACCGGUACGCGGCGCCGCGCGGCAGCCCCGCCCCCGCGCGCUUCGAGGCCGUGCUCGGCGAGCCAACCCCGGUGCCGCGCCGCCCGCGCGCCUACAUCGCGCCCGAGCUGCGGCGGGCGGGCAACCGCCCGGACCAGCAUACCGCUGCGACGGAUGCGUACGCCUUUGCGAGAUAUGCGCUGGAUUUGAUUGAUAGAGCGAGUGGUGGCUUGUUUGCGGGGUUGGGUUUGGGGGGGAGGACGGGGGAUGUGAGGGUGCUGUAUGUGGAGGUGUUGAAGGGGUUGGAGGAUGUUUUGGCGGCGGAGGGGGGGGUUGUUGCUUCGUCGUCGGCUUCGGGAGGCGGUGGUGGUGGUGUUGAUCCCCGGACCAAGGCGAUGGACAACUUCCUGCAGCUGGCAAAGGAUGUGGUCAGCGGGGGGGUGAUCCUGGAUGGACAUUACCCUGUUCCGGAGUCGUCCCACUGGUACUAA
Molecule: messenger RNA, 3195 nt
Organism: Chaetomium globosum CBS 148.51
Lineage: Eukaryota; Fungi; Ascomycota; Sordariomycetes; Sordariales; Chaetomiaceae
Exons: 7
Coding region: 1-3195 (1064 amino acids)
Source: RefSeq, a predicted model, not a curated record